Tripterygium wilfordii is the source of this 471-nucleotide messenger RNA. RefSeq lists its product as uncharacterized. The record is from RefSeq and is a predicted model, not a curated record. The transcript has 2 exons. Lineage: Eukaryota; Viridiplantae; Streptophyta; Magnoliopsida; Celastrales; Celastraceae. The coding region runs from base 1 to 471 and encodes 156 amino acids.
AUGGUAAAGAGGAUAAUGGUGGACCAAGGCAGUUCUGUAGAAAUCAUGUAUUAUUCCCUCUUUCAGAAGCUGGGGAAAACACAGGCUGAUUUGAUUCCUGUUCUAUCACACUUGAUAGGACUCAAUGCGACUUCAGUUUGGCCACUUGGAAGGAUACGGAUGCCAGUGACGGCUGGUCCGGUUAUGGUUGAGGUAGAUUUCCUUGUUAUUGAUUUACCUUCAACAUACAAUGCAAUUUUGGGCAGGACAUGGCUGCAUAUGCUGGAGGCUGUACCAUCCUCUUAUCACCAGAUGCAAAAAUUCCCUUAUGAAGACAAUGUGGUGGAGAUAAGAGGAGACCCUUUGCAUCAAAAUAACACUUCAUGGCAAAAGUCAAGAGUAGACCCAGAAUUAGCCACCCAUAAGUUGAAUGUCAAGCUAGGCAAUAAGAUCAACAGUUCAACAUACAAUGGUAGUGGUCCGGGAGGUUGA